Messenger RNA from Effrenium voratum, 2035 nucleotides. The record is from the annotation of a GenBank genome assembly. NCBI's taxonomy places the organism in Eukaryota, Dinophyceae, Suessiales, Symbiodiniaceae.
CUUCUGGCAUAAAAUUGGCAAGACGGGCACCUCGCGCAUUGCAGAGCAAUGUCGCCUGCGCCCGUCAGCCCCAAUCGUCCCUUUUCAAACCUGAGCAAGCUGAGCCAAGCCAGCCAGGAUCGGCAGGCGCUGGAGGCGGCAGUGGAGCAGUAUCUCACGCUGCCGGGGCAGCUGGAGGAAGAGGCCGAGUCGAUAAACCUGCAAGAAUUCUUCGACGAUAAUGGCGUCAUCCUCCCGGUCUCGCCCAAAAACUGGAGCCUGGCUGCAUCCCCGCGGCCGCUCUCAAGGAGCGUGCCCACGGAGGAGAAGCAUGGAUCGUUGUCCACGCGGCAGCAGCUGAUGAAUACGCAGAGCGCGCUGGAAAAGGCACGAAAGAUGGCUGAUCAGCAGAGAAAGGAAAGCCAGAAGAAGCAAGAGGUGGUGAGUAGCCAGGCGGUGGACAUCCAGCGCCUUAGGCACUACCACUUGCUUUUCUCGCCGCUGGGCUACGUGCCCGCGGGACCUGUGUUCAAGAGCCACCUCAGCCACAUGCACAUCGAGGAGUCCUUGCCGGUGCACAACGGCGAUCAGGAAGAGCUGGCAGACGAGGCUCUUACCACAAAAGGCCCCGGGAGUGCCAUGACCAACGAGCAGCGCUCCCUGCUACUGGCAGUGUUCAGGAAGUCAAUUGUGAAGGUCACAGGGAAAGGCCAGCGAACGGCGAUGAUGUACAGGUGGACGUGGUUUCGAUUUCUGAUCCACUGCAAACUUGUGGGCCCUGAAGACUCCUGGGAUCGCCACUACCCCGCAGAUAUGAAGAUUGCCUGGGCACUUGCCGGCAAGAUCUUCAGCCUUUUUCAGGAGCCCAACUCCAACCCCCCUGCCCUGAGCUUCAGUGGCUGGGCCAACGCUCUGCAAGCGGUGAUCCGCGCCGGGGGUCUCUACACCAAGGGGCCGAAGGUGGUGGAGGUGGUCUUCCAAACCUUCCUGCCCCGGGCGCAAGAGCAGCUGGGAAUCACGGACGAGGAGGCAAAGAAGCACCAGGCCUCCACGAUGUCAGGCGCAAGUGAUCGCAAAAGAUCGGUGACCGCAACGAGCAGAGAGCGGAGUCAGAGCAGGACGGCUCGCUCUUUGUCGAGGUCCUUGUCCAGAAGCCAGUCCCGGGGAGUUUCCCGCAGUGCUUCGCGGGCUUUGAGCUUCUUCAGCGGGGGCGGCUCCAACAUGGGAGAGGAUGACGAGGAUCUCACGAACGACGAUGGCAAGUUGCCAAUGGUGUGGCAGAUCAAUUUAGCCGAGCAGCAGAUUUGUGAGCCAGAAUGCUUGCAGCUCCUGCAUGAAUACAAGGGCUUGCUUGAGGUCUUGUUCCACAGCUAUGCGGAAGAGCCGCCGGAGGAACUCUGUGCCCAGGAGCCCCAUUUGAGCGCGGAGAAGUUCACCUAUAUGCUCAAGGAGCUGCGCUUCUACCCGGACUUUGUGCAGCAAUACUCGGUGACCAAACACCUGAACGCCAGUAUGGCGCGUCAUGGGGACGAGUGGCUGUCCUUCAGUGGGUUCGUAGAGUGCCUUUGUCGGGUUACCUUCUGCUUCCUGAACACCUAUGGCAACAACGCGCAGCAGACCAGCCCCUCGAAGUUCAAGAUGCUUUGGACGUUGGCGCUGCUGGAGAAUCGGCUCCCUCGUUGGAUCCGCAAGGGCCGUACACCAAGAGGUGACGACGACCCCUCGGGCUCGGACAGCGAGACGGAGGGGUUCACGGGCCCGCCUCAAGGCGCAAACUCGCUGUGGCAGCGGCGGGAUGCCAACUUCUCCAUCUCCGCCUGCAAGAACGAGGAGAUCGUGCUGUGGCCUACCAUGGUGGUGUCCGGAGAGGGCCUCCGAAAGCUGCAGUUCGAACGCUUGGUGUCGGUGAACUCUCGCUUUGACACCGAGAUUGACAGGGCGCUCAGCACCUUGAGGUGAGAGGCUACAGUCACUGGCUAGUGCUAAGGGCUUGGCUGCAAAGGCCAUAAGAAUUGACUCCGGAAGGGUGCAAGGCACUUGAAAUCACGAGGACAUC